Messenger RNA from Colletotrichum spaethianum, 372 nucleotides. RefSeq lists its product as uncharacterized. NCBI's taxonomy places the organism in Eukaryota, Fungi, Ascomycota, Sordariomycetes, Glomerellales, Glomerellaceae. The record is from RefSeq and is a predicted model, not a curated record. The transcript has a single exon. The coding region runs from base 1 to 372 and encodes 123 amino acids.
AUGGGAUCCAACAGCGCAAAGCCGGCCAAGGUCGAAAGUCGCUCUUUGAAUAGUCGUACUGGAGGCCAUGGUCACGUUCCUAUCCAGGUCAACGCGUCUUUGGGUGAAGACAAGCACACGGCCAUUGACAAUACUGCGAACCGUUCGGCCAUGCAUUCCUCGGCCGGGCGCGUGCCAAUGAAAAAGUUCGAACCAAGAGACGCUGUCUCGUCCACGACCAGAACCAACGACCUUGCUUCAUUCCUUCGUAGCUCCGAGCCGCCGCAACUGACGCCCGCGCCGCGCUCCAGCCCACCAGCUGAACCGCAACAGAGCAGCAGUAGCGGAUUCUCCAAGAUGUUUGGCCGCCGGAAGAAGUCGAGCUUGGCUUAG